UUAACAUGAAGGUGUCAUGUGGGUUAGGUGCUUUGGUGGCUUUAGCAGUUUUAGGCUCUACCAUCGCAUCAGUUAACGGGUUGCGUCGAGGCUGCGGUGUGCGCAAAGUGCAUUACAACAAUCUCAUACUUGGUGGACAGAAAGCACCGGCCGGAAAAUGGCCUUGGCAUGCAAUCAUAGUGCAUCGGUUGAGAGAUACCGUGGAGGCCGUUUGCGGAGGUUCAGUCAUCGAUAAGUACACUAUUCUCACUGCGGCUCACUGUCUUUACACCACCCACGGAGUGAUUGCAGUAAAAAGGCUUCAGGUGUACGUUGGCCGAACGCAACUAUCCGUCAUAGACGACCGGAGCAGAUCGUACUCAGCCGAGCGGUUCAUUGUUCAUACUGGCUACAGCCAGCUGCACGUGCGGGAUGAUAUUGCGCUGAUUAAAGUGACGAAAGAAAUCGACAUGAGUGCCUUCAUUCAGCCGGUGUGCUUGUGGCCGUCGGAACCAAUUUCCGGCCCGGAUAUUGUUGGACGGCGUGGUGCUGUCGUCGGGUUUGGAUUAACCGAUGCCGAUAAGCCGUCCGAUGUUAUGCUGGACGCGGAAGUACCGGUCGUAGAUCUGUGGAGCUGUUUGGAGAGCAACCGUGGCGCGUUCGGGAAGCAUCUUGCCCGCACAAUGCUCUGUGCCGGUGGACGCGAUGGUGUUGGGCCAUGCAAUGGUGACAGCGGAGGAGGAUUGUUCCUUGAGAUCGGAGGCGUGUGGUACGUCCGUGGCAUUGUAUCAUUUGCUCCCAACUUGGACGGUGUCCUGAAGUGUGAUUCUACCCAGUACACGGUGUACACGGAUGUGGCAAAGUAUUUAGACUGGAUAGCGGAGGCCGACGGGAAUGGUACACUGGUAAGUCCGAUGCGAAAAAAGAAUAAACCAACCACGGAGCAUCAGGGCAUGAUAAACUCCGCUGGGUGUGGAAAAGAAUCGGCUCAGAUCGUCCGAGAGCGAACGGAUACGAACAGUUUCAUCUUUCCUUGGGCUACUACGAUCGAGUUUGUCGGUAUCGACUAUAGGCGACAGAAUGAGUGCCUUGCCUAUUUGAUUACCGAGUGGCAUCUACUAACAUCGGCCACGUGCGUACAAGAAGUGCAGGAAAACGAGCAAGAGAUUUUUGUACGACUUGGAGGCUUUAACAGGUCAGAAUUGCAACAGAAACAACAGAUCCGUUACGUGGAGAAAGUGAUCGUGCACAGCAAAUACAGUAAACAGGAACAUCAGAAUGACAUAGCUAUCUUAAAACUACGUAAAAAGGCCGUCCUAUACGAGGGCAUUGUGAAUCCAAUAUGCUUACCGCAUGGACCUCUUAUUCACAAUGAUACGGUACUGCCCUUAUUUGGAAGAAAAAAGUUCUUUACAAACCUGGAACAUUGGAAAGUUCGUGUAGUGGACAAUGAGUUUUGUCACAAGAAGGUUGUUCUUCCUACAAAAGAGGCAUUUUCAAUAGAUGGUAGUGUUAUUUGUGUGCAAUUAGUGGAGCCUGAAAAGAGUCGCAAUGCCCUAACAAGGCUUCCAGCGCUGGUGGACAAGAGUAAAGAAAAUGGUGCAAACUUAUUGAUAGGUUUUCUGUUAAACGAAUCGUUGGAAUUUUCGAACAACGAAACGUUCCUAGAGUUUGUAAAUGUGGCUCAUUAUUAUGAUUGGAUAGUUCAUAAUUUGUAACAAGAACAAUACAGCGUCUUAGUGCGGGAUUUGAUUAAAACAGAGUUAACGUGUUUCCCAGCAUAGCAUUUAAUUUGUUUUUUCCUAAAACAAACUAUUGCUCCCAAUUACCUGCGCAAUCAACUUCAAGCUGAAUCGAUCAGAAAUUAACACAAUGACCGAACCGUACCACACCAGACGGCAUACGGCAUUGAGUGUAGUUUUACCGCUCACAGUUGUUAUCAUGAUUAAUUGCUCUAAUUUCGAUUUACCCGGUAGCUUUUGAGUAGGCAGGGUAGCACUUCGAUGCCUUUUUGCUGCAUAAUUAAUGACAAUAUCGAACAAAUAACACACAUGCACUUGCCCGCAGUUGCAGGGGUUUGAUAACACUGUGCACACACUGUGCCCGCCGUUGAUAGGAAUAUUUGCUCCGCAAACGCUGGAAGGCCUCCCGGCGAUGGAUCACUUAAUUAAGGAAAAUAUGAUUGUAGCGCCCCUCUCCAAUUAUAACCGAGUGGAUCGACACGUCAUACAUACACAAGGGGUCCUCCACCGUGCCUCCAGUGCUCGGCAAAUAUAUCCAGUGACUCUCAAAACUCAAAACGAUUGGAAUUGAAAUUUGCCAUCAUAGUCCUCUCCUCUGCCACAAUUAUUGAUUCGGAAGAGGAUUGUUGAUUACCGAGCGGCCUCGUGCACUCCCACACACACACACACUCCCACA
Molecule: messenger RNA, 2397 nt
Organism: Anopheles merus
Lineage: Eukaryota; Metazoa; Arthropoda; Insecta; Diptera; Culicidae
Product: prostasin-like
Exons: 3
Coding region: 6-1697 (563 amino acids)
Biological process (GO): proteolysis
Molecular function (GO): serine-type endopeptidase activity
Source: RefSeq, a predicted model, not a curated record